Molecule: messenger RNA, 1119 nt
Organism: Coniophora puteana RWD-64-598 SS2
Lineage: Eukaryota; Fungi; Basidiomycota; Agaricomycetes; Boletales; Coniophoraceae
Exons: 3
Coding region: 1-1119 (372 amino acids)
Source: RefSeq, a predicted model, not a curated record
AUGCCAGGUGUUGAACUGCCCGGGAUAGAGACACUUGUUGUCCCGGACAGUGAGAGUGAGCCUGCAUCUCCAGUCCCUGUCAUACAGAAUCCAGUUCAUUCAUUGGGUACGGGCAAGACAAAGAAGCAGCAGCGUCGAAAACUUGUUUUUGAUGGUGUGGCUGUGCCCCUACCUCCUUGGAAAACAAACCGCCGCCAGGCCAAAACAACUGCAAAGGAGAAGGCCCCAAUCUCAAUAGACACCAACUCGGCAGACUCCAUUGUCAACGCGCUUCAAUCUACUCUUCAAGCAAAUGAUUCCGAGAAGAUAGCGGUGGAUGCUUCAACUUCGGCAACUCCCACAGGCGAGGAAUCCGUAGCUAACAAGUCCGGCAGCGGGAGGUACAAAUCCGUGGUCAAGAAACGUGUUGGGCGACCUGCUUUACGACGCUCGCGAGGGUCUUAUGCAGCGCCGACGCGUUCAUCCCGCCAGUCUCAGACGACGAGUGCAGCGCAAAGCGAAGCGGAAUUCGCUGAGCCCUCUCCGCCGCUUCUCCCCGCCCAUCGUCCUGUUCGUGCGUUGAAGCCAAUCUCAUACGAUGCUGCGCAGGAGUACGUGGAUGCAGCGUUGGAAACGAACGUUGGAUCCGUGUAUAUGCCGCCCCCGCCCCCGCCCCCGCGAUGGACGGCUCACUGGCGAGAUGACGAGGACGACCGGAUGAGUGUUUACUCGAAUUCGAGUGCGUCUUGGCCUACGGCGCGAGACGAGCAGCUCGCACAGCAAAGCGAGCAGUGGUGCCUGAGGGUUCCGCCUAAAUUUUUGCGGUCACUGCAGAGGCAAGAACCGCAGUCCGUAGAGCGUCCCCGCGUCGUAACAAGCCAGUCGAGGAAAAGCUUGUUCGACGAGCACAUCAAAGCGAUAAAGGCACUUGGCUGUAAGCUAACGUCUGAAGAAGCAAUGACGGAGUCCGAUCAAGGGGAUCUGCAGCCCGGCAGCUCGAGCGUCCAAACCGACGCAAGCGAGUUAGUCGAGUACAGUCGUGAUGGAAACCAGCCCUAUGAAGACGCUGGACAUCCGUUCUUGAUUGACACUCAAGCCGAGGCCUCGGAGGCGAACGCUUCUUCCACUAACAACAUUUGA